GCUUGUUAUUUCGUUUAUUGCUUUGCAACCCUGGCAAGUGGUAAGCAGUCACAUCGGAGCAUCUAUCAACAUCCAUCGAGCUGGACUCCCUCAAAUAGCCAUUACAAUGAAGGCAGCAGAUGAGCCUGCCUAUCUGACUGUGGGAACUGAUGUUAGUGCAAAGUACCGCGGUGCCUUUUGUGAGGCAAAAAUUAAGACUGUCAAACGGAUGGUCAAAGUUAAGGUGGUGCUUAAAGGAGACAGUACCUCCCAGGUUGUCCAGGAUGACCAGGUGAAAGGGCCCCUCAGGGUGGGCUCCACAGUCGAGGUGAAGAGUCCAGAGGGAGUCCUGAGCGAGGCAACCAUCAGCAAACUCACAGAUGCCAGCUGGUACACCGUGGUGUUUGAUGACGGAGAUGAGAAGACAUUGAGGAGGACGUCACUGUGCCUGAAAGGCGAGAGACAUUUUGCUGAAAGCGAGACUUUGGACCAACUGCCCCUCACCAAUCCGGAGCACUUUGGCACGCCUGUCAUCGGCAAGAAGACGAACCGAGGCCGAAGGACCUCCCAGGCUGUUGCGGACGAGGACAAAGAGUCUUCGUCGAGCGAAGAUGAGGAGGAUGACCGGCGGCGGCUGACUGACGAGCUGCUGGGGAAGGUGGCAUAUGUGCAGGGCAGCGGCUCAACCUCAUACAUGGCCCUGGUCAUAUCGCCUAGCUGCAACGAUGACCUCACAGUCAAAAAGGACCAAUGUUUAGUGAGGUCCUUCGCCGAUUCCAAGUUCCACACCGUGGCGAGGAAGGACAUCCAUCAGCUAAACAUUGACAGUAUAUCCAAAUCCGAGUACUCAUCAAAGAAAGGGUUCGAUGGCGCCAUCCACUUCCUGAAGACGAAGGUGGUGCCAGAGAGCUGGAAGAUGGACAUGAGCGAGAUCCUGGAGUCGUCCAGCAGUGAUGAAGAUGACGAGGACGGUGACAAGGAGAGCGAGGAAGAGGUGAAGAGGAGGAGGGCUGUGGCCGACCAGCCUGACGACGAGCCUGACCCAGAAGAGAGAGACCACUUCCUACAACAGCUCUACAAGUUCAUGGAGGACAGAGGGACUCCAAUAAACAAGCCUCCCGUGCUGGGCUACAAGGAUCUCAACCUUUUCAGUCUCUUCAGGCUGGUGCAUCAGCACGGUGGCUGUGACAACAUUGAAAGCGGCUCUGUGUGGAAACAGAUCUACAUGGACCUGGGAAUUCCAGUCCUCAAUUCUGCUGCCUCCUACAAUGUCAAGACUGCCUACAGAAAGUACCUGUAUGGGUUUGAGGAGUACUGCCGGUCUGCUGGCAUCACCUUCCGCACCGUCCACCACAAUGACCCGCGCCCCGUUGUGUCGGCCAGCGAGCCCCAGAAGAGCUCCGUCAAGCAGGAGCCGGUCGACACCAGGGAGCCUUCGGAGCCUCCAGCCAUCACCGACAAGCCAGCCGCCCACGAUGACGACUCUGAGAACGAGAGCGAAAAGGCCCACAAAGGAACCUCGCCGAGGGGGCGGCGGCGCUGUGCGGUGACUCCGGUGAAGGUGGAGCAGAAGGAUCCUCCACGGCUGCAGAAGGAGGAGAAGGAGACCACCCCACAGCAGCGGAGAAAAGAAGAGAAGGAAACCCCUCCCCAGCAGCGGAGAAAGGAGGAGAAGGAAACCCCUCCCCAGCAGCGGAGAAAGGAGGAGAAGGAAACCCCUCCCCAGCAGCGGAGAAAGGAGGAGAAGGAAACCCCUCCCCAGCAGCGGAGAAAGGAGGAGAAGGAGACAACCCCACAGCAGAGGAGGAAGGAGGAGAGGGAGACCACCCCACAGCAGCGGAGGAAGGAGGAGAGGGAGACCACCCCACAGCAGAGGAGGAAAGAGGAGAGGGAAACUACGCCACAGCAGAGGAGGAAAGAGGAGAGGGAAACCACCCCACAGCAGCGACGGAAGGAGGAGCGGGAGACCACCCCACAGCAGCGGAGGAAAGAGGAGAGGGACCGCGAACGGGAGAGGGAGUGGGAGCGUGAACGGGAGCGGGAGAGGGAGGCCAGUGAGGAGGAGCAUAGGGAGCAUCAGGAGGAGGAGGAGGAGGAGGAUGACGAGGAGGAUGAUGGCCGGCCAGGGCCCCCCGGCAAGAGACGCAGCCGACGCUUCGAGGAGUCAGACAGAGAGUCGGAAGAUGAGGACGCAGAGGAGGAGGAGGAGGAAGAGGAGGACGACGAUGAGGAUGACGAUGGAGACACCUCCAGAACUCGCGAGAGGGGGGAGAACGAGGAGGGCGGCGAUGAUGAUGUCACGGGCACCAAGGUGCGGGUGAAGUACGGGCGGGGCAAGACUCAGAAGAUCUAUGAGGCCAACAUCAAGAACACAGACACCGAGACAGACGACGGAGAGGUGCUGUACCUGGUGCACUACUACGGCUGGAACGUUCGCUAUGACGAGUGGGUGAAAGCGGACAGGAUAAUAUGGCCUGUUGACAAAGGAGGAACAAAACGGAAACCGAAAAAGAAAGUAAAGAAUAAAGAGGAUGGGGAAAAGGAGGAGGACAAGCAGGCAAAGAUGGGCAGUGGUACGAAGAGGGGCCGGCCCCCAAUCAAGACCACACCCCCCAGUGCCUCCCGCAGUGCCUCCAAGACGCCCAGCAACGAGAGCCGCUCCGGCAGCAAGAGCUCCCGCCAGUCCGACCCCUCGGCCCUGCCCAACGGAGAGGUGACUCCCCGCAGACGCACGAGGAGGACUUCUGGGAUGUACGACUCAGACAGAGGGUCCAAUGAUUCGGGCAACUCAUCUGAGGACAGUGAGGGCGAGGAAGGCCCGACGGAGAAGCUCGAUUGGACAGAAGGACCAGACCAGCCAGCCGUUACCAAGCAGGAAGAGGAGGAAGAAGACGAGGAGGCGGAGGAGGGACAGCCAGAGGCAGAGAGGGAGAGCCUUGCUGAGGCAUUACCCCUCGAAGCAGCAGCAGCAGCAGCAGCAGCUCCCACUGCAGGGACGACGGAUACUGAAGCCCCAACGACGACUCCAGACACCGAGCCCCCCAGCAGCCCUGCAGAGAUGCCCAAGGCUCCCGAGAUGCAGGACAAAGAAGAUGAGGAGGAGGAGAAGCCUGCAGCGGCUAAUGUCACCACCACACCACCGAUGGCAGCUGCAGUUGCACCGGCAGCAAUAACAACCUCCCCCACCACCACCCCGACCAAGACGACUCCAUCAACGCCACCCACGUCAGUAGCCGCACCAGUGCCCGUAACGCCAGAGCCGGAGGAGAAGCAGGCCACCCCCAGGUCGAAAGCGCGUCGGGGGCGACUCAAGGAGCCUGGCUCGGAGACCCCCACUCAGCCAGCGGUCGCGGCAGCCCCCACCUCCACGCCCGCCACCACCCCUCACAACGCGCCACUCCCGGAGGGCGACACUCCCGGCAGCCUGCCGCGGCCCGCCAAGAAGCCCCACCACCAGGAGGCCCCGGGGUGUCCGCCGCCCGUGCUGAGCCUGAGCAGCGAGAGCCGGCCUCACCAGCCCAGACCAGACGACUCGGACACGGACUCCGCCACCGAGGAUGUGGACACGGAAGAGCACAAGGUCAGCAGCGUUGGCGUCAGCCCCAUCGGCAGCGUGGCCAAACGCAAGGCCACUGAGCAGCGCUCGCCAGACAAGCGGGCGAGAUUGGAGCCCCCGAAGACCCUCUCGCCCGAGAAGAGGGUUCCUGAGACGGAGAGAAGGAGCGAGGGAGCGUCCAAAGGAGUAGGAGGAGGAGUGGAGCACCUCGGGUCGCCCACGUCAGCUGCAGCAGUUCUGACGCCUGCAGCAGCAGCUGCCGCGGCUGCAAAAGAAGCCGAGUCGAAAAUGGAGAUGCCUUCCCUGACUAGAGAGGUGGCGCCUACCACCACCAAGCCAGAACCGGGCGCACUGCCGAGCUCGGCGCCCUCGCUGGACGAGCCCUCGUCGGGGAGAGAGGAGGAGAUGAUGCCCCAGAUCGGGCCCGAGGAGCUGGUCUGCUACGAGGUCGACUUGGACGACCUGGACGAGAAGGAGAAGCCGGCCAACGAGCUGCCCACCAGCCGGUCAGUCGGAGACGUGAAGAGCCAGCAGCACCCGCCGCCACCACCACCACUACCACCUUCGUCAUCCUCUUUAUCCAUCGCCACCUCCUCCGCAGUCGCCGCCGCCCUGUCGUCGACGUUAUCGGUGUCCUUGUCCACCCAUUUACCGCUCAACGCCAUGGCGGCAGCGGCAGCUGCAGCACAGCGGGCGCCCACCAUCUCGUCCUCGGCGUCUCCGCCCACCUCGGCGUCGGCCUCUGCCGCCAGCCCCGAGUCGCACAGCGCCAAGAGCGAGAGCGACGUGACCAUCGAGGUGGACGGCGAGUCGCAGGAGGGCCUUGGCGGGGCCGAGUCCAUGCGCGGCUUCGACGCCAGCGCCAGCUCCAGCAAUUCCAGCCUCUCACUGCAGGAGCGCGACACCAAGGACAGAGGUCAGAAGAGGUUGACUGAUGGCAACAGCAGCUCGGCGUCCAAGAAGGUGAAGCGCAACCAGAAGCGCUCCAGCACCACGGGCAAGACUGAAAAGAAUGGAACAGGUCACAGCAGCGACAGUGAGGACCUGCCCGUCACUGACCCCUCCAAUAAGCUGACCCCCAUCAAGCACUCCAGCAUAGCCAAGGCCCAGAAGCAGUCGCGCUCCCCGGGCACCGUGUCCCCCAACAGCAAGGAGCUGGACAAGGACAAGCACAAGGACAAACAAGGCUUCCCCUCGCCACGCACAUACAAAUGGACCUUCCAGCACAAUGAGCUGGAUAACAUGUCGAGCCAGGAGCGGAUCUCCUUCCUUCAGGACAAGCUGCAGGAGAUCAGGAAGUACUACAUGUCCCUCAAGUCAGAGGUAGCCUCCAUCGACCGACGACGAAAGCGGUUAAAAAAGAAAGAAAGAGAAGUGUCCCAUACCACAGCUUCCACUUCCUCUUCCUCUGACACGGGCAUGAGCCCCUCGUCGGCCUCGCCCACACAGAACACAGUUGCCGUGGAGUGCAGGUGAUGACACGCCCGUGAUGGACCCACCCACCACCCAGCCUGACCUUGACCCCUUGUCCCUUGUCCCUCCUCCUCCAAGACCUCUGCCUUGUCAGCAAUGCGCUGCCUCCCCUGCAGUCACACCAAACGCCGGGCCAGAGCCAGCAGCCAGCCCGCCAAUAGCACUCGACUGCCCCGCCUUGUCUCCCCCCCCCCCCCCCCCCCUGUCCAUCACCACCUGGCCACUCCCACUUCCUGCACUUUGUAAAAAGAAAGAAAGAAAGAACUGAUCCUGCCUCUCUCUUUGUAUCUCUCUAUCUAUCUAGCUCUAUUCUGUUUAUUCUUCCUUUGAUCUCUCGAAAACCAGUUGCAGCAUCAGGAGAAAGGAUUUCAGGCGAGACAGAAUGUAACAGGGCAACAUGCACCGCUACACACCAACAAAGCACACGCCCAACUCUCCAUUGCACACAUGGAGGAAACCCUUAGCUAUACAUGGCCACACACACACACUUGCAGACCCAUCUGGAAUGUUCUCCACACCCACUCACCCUACCACCAUGCAGUAACGUUGCGGCCUCCAUGCAAUACAAGAGACAAGCCACAUGUCAAGCAUUCACUGAAUACAAGGCACUUUUUUUAGUCCAUCUCCUACUCUUCCUUUCUCCACCAUGAAAACCCUGAUACAGAGCUCCUUGUGUUGGCUGGUAUGGAUGCAGUACAUGAGGGAAAAAAAUACUCUAAAAUUCUCCAUAUUGUUCGUUGAGCAGGAUAAGGUUGGCUCACGGCAUCAAGACGCUCCCUAUACUGGUAACUUGACCAGCUGGACAUGGUAUUCAAGGAAAGAUGACAAUUCAAACUAAAUCAUUUAAAAAGGUCAAUUUUCUUCGCUUGCUCCAUCAGAACUGCCAAAGUACAUGUGUUACAGCAGAGUGCCCUAUUUUGGAAAAAAAAUUAACAAGGACAAUUUCAGUUGCAAAGGGGAAUGUAGUGUGCUGAAAACUGUAGCUGCUGUCUUCCACUCUUUGUAAAACAAGUGUGCGAGCACAGAUUAUAAAAGUAUGCAAAACUUAUUUUUGUCAUCCCUUUUUAAUAGAAAAAUGAUUCUACAAAAACAAAAAAGCAGAAAAGGAAGUACAUGUUUACAGUGGAACACAGGACAAGAGAUGUUUUCAGUGGACUAAUUUCCUUUUGCGAGUUUCUUGUCAUUUUAUAUGUAAUUGCAGAGUUUUUAUUUUAGUACAGGAAAAUUAAAAAAAGAAAAAUUAAAAAAAGUAUAUAUGGCAGCCGUGAAGUUAUUUAAAUUAAAUAUUUCUAGUGCUGGCAUUUUUGUGUAAAAUAAAAGGUAUUUGCAACUUGUUAAAUAUAUUUAUUCAGUUCAUAAAAGCGCAGCCUCUUCUUUUUUAUUUUUGUUUUUUAAUUUUCUCCUUAUGAAAAAUAUUGAAACAUUGGCACGUCCCUGUCCCUUCAUCAGUUGGGUCCUUACUGCUUUGAUGCUAGGACGAAUGUUACGUACUCUACUGAAAGCAAGCUUUGACUGUGAUGUCACAAACUGGGUAACUACUGUGCAGUUAAGUAUUGCUAAGAACCCCCAACACACACCCACUAAAGCACGCAGACACUCUCCCGUCUUUGUUGCCACUGAGCCCAACCCUUUCCCUUCAUGUUUCUUUGAGCUAACUUAUGGGAAUGUCACUCUUGCUAGUGUCAAUCCUACAUUUUUUUUUUUAAAUAUAUGGUCUCCCUUCCCCUUCCGAUUUUGUUAUUUCCUGGUACUUUGUAUUUGUAAUUAUUUAAGUUUUUUUCUCCUUUCCUCUCUAGUAUGAAUUCUGACCAACUCAAUAAAACUGUUGCUUAUUGAACAUGUACGUAUUAGCCCAGGGGUUCUUACUAUGAUUGUUUCUUUGUACAUAGAUCUUCCAAAACCAUGUAUUUGAAAAAUACAUUUUACACAAACUGUAAAAAUGAUUUAUAUUUUAAAAACAAUACAUCUUUGUAUAUGAAUUUUUUUCUCCCGUUUUUCUAUGUCAAGUUGGUAGAAGUAUUAGCAUCACACAUCUUUAAACUGUAUAUAUUCUCAAUCAUUGGUCUUCAGUGAGAGCUUUUGAGCCAAGACUGCCUAGAUUGGUGGUGAUAUUGAGUGCACGUGAACAUGAUCGUGUUCAGUGCAGCUCAUCAAAAUUGUGGAAGAACUCUUCUGCUGACAAUUUAUCUUUGGAUUCCUGUAUGAAGGAUAAACAAGGUAUUAGGUUCUUUUGAGCAAAGCCAUUGUAUCUUUAUGUAAAAUAAGCAGAGCUCUCUUCAUUUCUAAUAAAGUUUUGAAAUAUAA
Messenger RNA from Engraulis encrasicolus (European anchovy), 7312 nucleotides. RefSeq names its product AT-rich interactive domain 4A (gene arid4a). Bases 107 to 5011 code for a protein of 1634 amino acids. Gene Ontology annotation, cellular component: nucleus. Lineage: Eukaryota; Metazoa; Chordata; Actinopteri; Clupeiformes; Engraulidae. Gene Ontology annotation, molecular function: transcription cis-regulatory region binding. The transcript is spliced from 25 exons. The record is from RefSeq and is a predicted model, not a curated record. Gene Ontology annotation, biological process: regulation of transcription by RNA polymerase II.